AAAAACAGCAACACCAGACAUAGAGGAGGAAAAAAAGCAAAGUGAUCCAUUGAACAAGGGGUUUUGCCCUCUCUUAAUUACGUCGAGUCUCAUAUCUUUUCCUUUUUUUCACCUUUUCCCUACUCUUAUGGGGGCUUGUGGUAAUUAGUUUGAAGAGAAUAAAACCAGCUGAUCGGGAGAGGGGUGGUGCAUUUUCCAGCGAGAUGGCUAACAGAAACAUUCUGUUGCUCUUCUGUGGACUCUUCCUCUUAGCACUGAUUCAUCCCUCUCUUCAAAGAGGUGUGUAUGUACCACCUGGUACUGGGAUUGGACCAGGAGGCGCCGGACCAGGAACUGGAUUCUUUCCAGGGUCUGCUGGAGGAGUCCCUGCGGGCUAUAAACCAGCAAAAGCUGCAGUCGGAGGUUAUGGAGGUGGGGGCCGUGGAGUAGGACCAGGGGGUCUGGUGCCAGGAGGCGUUGGGCACGGUGGCCUGGGCGUUGGAGGACUGGGAGCAGGACAAGGUGGAAAGCCCCCUAAACCAGGUUACGGCAAUCUAGGAGUCGGUGGAGGUUAUGGAGGAGGUGGUUAUGGUGGAUAUGGUGGAUAUGGUGGAGGAACUGGAGGCUUUUUCCCAGGAGCUGGACAGAAGGCUGCUAAAAGAGGUGCAGGAGGAUCUCUGCUACCACAUGCAGGCGCAGGAACUGGACCCGCAGUACCUGUUGGAGGACCUGUUAUUCCUCAGAUGGGCCUUCCAGGAGGGGGUCUUGGUGGUGGUCUCGGAAAGAAAGCUUCCAAAGUGCCAGGUGUCGGAGUGCCGGGACUUUACCAAGGUGGACUGGUACCUGGACAAGGGUUUGGCGGACGUGGAGUUCUGCCUGGUGUGGCGACAGGAACUGGCCUGAAUCCAAAGUCUAUUGGAGGGGCAGGACAAGCAGGUCAAGGACCAGGAGGUCGUGGGUACGGUGGCCCGAUGCAGCAGGGACUGUUCCACGGAUACCCCCUAAAAUCACCCAAAGUGCAAGGUGGCUACGGAACAAAAUCCGGUGGCAAACAACCUUUAGGUUAUGGCUUUGGUAAUGGCGGCGCUGGACUUCCUGGAGGACAGGGUGGUCCUGUGUUGAGGCCUGGAUAUCCUGUUGGAACUGGAGUUGGGCCCGGUGGCAUCUCCCUUGCUCAGGCUAAAGCUGCCAAAUAUGGUGUUGGCAAUCUUGGCAAUGUUGGCAAUGUUGGCAAUGUUGGCGGUGCUGGUGGUCUGUAUCCAGGGCAGGUGCCAGGAGGUGUUGGCAGUGCUGGUGUUCAGUAUCCAGGGCAGGUGCCAGGAGGUGUUGGCGGUGCUGGUGGUCUGUAUCCAUGGCAGGUGCCAGGAGUGCGGACCGGUGGCAUCUCACCUGCUCAGGCUAAAGCUGCCAAAUAUGGUGUUGGCAAUGUUGGCGGUGCUGGUGGUCUGUAUCCAGGGCAGGUGCCAGGAGGCGUUGGCGGUGCUGGUGCUGCUGGUGUUCAGUAUCCAUGGCAGGUGCCAGGAGGAGCUGGGACCGGUGGCAUCUCACCUGCUCAGGCUAAAGCUGCCAAAUAUGGUGUUGGCAAUGUUGGCGGUGUUGGGGGUGCUGGUGGUCUGUAUCCAGGGCAGGUGCCAGGAGGCGUUGGCGGUGCUGGUGCUGCUGGUGUUCAGUAUCCAUGGCAGGUGCCAGGAGGAGUUGGGACCGGUGGCAUCUCACCUGCUCAGGCUAAAGCUGCCAAAUAUGGUGUUGGCAAUGUUGGCGGUGUUGGGGGUGCUGGUGGUCUGUAUCCAGGGCAGGUGCCAGGAGGCGUUGGCGGUGCUGGUGCUGCUGGUGUUCAGUAUCCAUGGCAGGUGCCAGGAGGAGCUGGGACCGGUGGCAUCUCACCUGCUCAGGCUAAAGCCGCCAAAUAUGGUGUUGGCAAUGUUGGCGGUGCUGGGGGUGCUGGUAUUCCAUAUACAGGGCAGGUGCCAGGAGGAGCUGGGACCGGUGGCAUCUCACCUGCUCAGGCUAAAGCUGCCAAAUAUGGUUUGGGUGCAGUUGGUGGUGUUGGUGGUGUUGCUGGCACUGGUGGACUGUAUCCAGGGCAACGGCCAGGAGGCACUGGUGGACUGUAUCCAGGGCAACGGCCAGGAGGCACUGGUGGACUGUAUCCAGGGCAACUGCCAGGAGGCACUGGUGGACUGUAUCCAGGGCAGCUGCCAGGAGGUUCUGGAGGCAUCUCACCGGCUCAGGCUAAAGCUGCUAAAUAUGGUUUGGGUGUGGCAGGGGGUGUUGGUGGUGGAGGAGGUGGUGGCGCUGGAGGUCAGUAUCCAGGGCAACUGCCAGGAGGCACUGGUGGACAGUAUCCAGGGCAGGUGCCAGGAGGAUCAAGAUUACCAGGAGGUGCACCAGUGUUUGGGGGAUAUUCACCAGCAGCCAAAGCAGCUAAAUAUGGACAAGCAGGAGCAGGAGGACAAUUAGGAACAGGAACACUGGGAGGACAAGGAGGACUGGGAGGACAAGGCGGACAAUUAGGGACCGGAGGACAGGGAGGACAAGGAGGACAAGGAGGACAAGGGGGAUAUUCUGCUGCUGCUAAAGCUGCUAAAUAUGGCGUAGGCAGACUAGGAACAGGAGGCCUAGGAGGAGCAGGAGGAGUAGGAACAGGUGCAUUAGGUGCAGGAGGAGUAGGAGGAGCAGGAGGAUACUCAGCUGCUGCUAAAGCUGCUAAAUAUGGUCAAGGCGGUGUUCCAGGUGGUGGUGCAGGUGGAGGAGGAGUUCCUGGACGAGUCCCAUUUUUACCAGGAUAUGGAUGGGCAGGCCAAGGAGCAGGCCAAGGAGCAGGCCAAGGAGCACGCCAAGGAGCACGCCAAGGAGCAGGCCAAGGAGGCGUAGUUCCAGGUGGAGCAGGACAGCCACUUCCUGGUGUUGGUGCCGGCUAUGGUUGGUAUGGACCUGGGGCUGGAGUCCAACCCCCAACGUAUGGAGUUCCAGGAGGAGCUGGGACAGGGAUUGUACCAGGAGCCGGAGGAGUACCAGCAGGUACCGGUUAUUUACCAGGAGGCGGACAAUACUCUGCUGCCGCAAAAGCUGCUAAAUAUGGAAUAGGAGUUGCGGGAGGCGCUGGAGCAGGGUUUGUUCCAGGAUGGGGAGGAGCAGGAGCAGUGCCUGGUGCUGUCCCAGGACUGGGAGCUGGACAAUACUUAGCUGCCGCAAAAGCUGCUAAAUACGGAGUUCAAGGAGGAGCUGGAGUGGGGCUCGUACCAGGAGCAAGAGGAGUACCAGCAGGUACCGGCUACUUACAAGGUGGACAAUACUCUGCUGCCGCAAAAGCUGCUAAAUACGGUGUUGGAGGAAUAGCUGGAGCAGGGUUAGGAACAGGAGGACAGGGAGGGGCCGGAGGAGGAGGCAUCACUGGGGUUGGCGUUGGGGGGGGACCAGCUACUCCAGCUCCAGAGGUCGGCGUUGGCACAAAUGGUUCUGCUGUUGGGGUGCCAGCAACGGAUGCAAGUGCUGCUGGAACUGUUCAACCAGAGCCCACGCCUACUGUCGCAGAGGUCCUGCAGCCCAGCGUUUCUGGUGGUAUUCUUCAGCCCAGUGCUGGCACAAGUGUUGGUGGAGCAGGUGUUGCAGCACCCUCUGGUGUUGGUCCAACUGGCCAAGGCCAGCCUGGUGUGGGUGUUGGCACAAGUGGCAAAGCACCUAAACCGUACCUACCGGUUGCAGGUGUUGGUCAAGCCGGAGGUGGAUAUCCUUAUUGGGGAAACUAUGGAGUUCCUUAUGGUGCUGGUACCGGAGCAGCCACUCUGCCUGGAGCAAGGCCUUUGAAUCCUCCAGCUGUUGGCGGAGCAGGAGGAGCAGGGAUCCCACUGGCUGCAGGAGGCUAUCAAGGGGGAUACAGGCCAUAUCAACAUGGUUAUGGCCAGGGCGGGCUGCAGUAUCCCGCUGCAGGUGGGCUGCAGUAUCCCGCUGCAGGUGGGCUGCAGUAUCCCGCUGCAGGUGGACUGGGAGGAGGUGGAGGUGGAGCUAAACCACCCAAACCAGGCUACGGUCAUCUUGGAGGUGGCGGUUUUUAUCAGCCAGGUGCAGUUCCUGUGGCUCCUGUGGUCCCUGGUUAUGGAGGAGGUUACCCCCAACAGUACUACCAAAAUGGAUAUGUGCCGGCCCCACUGACUCCUCAACAAGCCAAAGCAGCGAAGUACGGCCCAUUGCAGGGCUUCCUUGGUGCAGGAAGAGGGGGAGUUGGAGGAGGAGGAGGAGUCUACAGAGGUGGCGUUGCGGGAUGCCAGGGCAAAUUCUGUGGGAGGAGGAAGUAGAGCUCACCAGUGUGACCUCAACAAACCACGGUGCUACUGCAUGAUCUAGAAUGUACAUUUUAUAUGCAAAGAAACCCCAUUAAGAAAACAUGUAAAGAUGUUUUUUUGUUUUGUUUUUUACUUGUUUUUUUAUACAAAAAACCCACCGACCCAGAAUUUUGUACACGCUCUGAUGUGACGCUUGUUAUUGAUAGUGCCUUUAAUCAAUAAUGUGCCCAAGGUAACCAGCUUUAAUCCCCCGUAUUGAAGCAGCCUACUUAAAAUACAAAGAGUGUGUUUGUGUCACCACGUGUUGUUCUUGUGUUUGAAUGUGUGUGUGGUUUGUAUUGUUGUGUGAAAGACUGGCUGAACCAUCGGCUGCAAUUUUGACCUAUGAAUGAUUUUGGUUUUAAUCCUGAAGCAAGGUGAACUGUCCUCAGUGUUGCAGUCACACUGUCUGUCGUCUCUCUGACAUGUCAGAUGGGUCGGGUUGGUCUUAGCUCGUCCAGAAAAUUGAUUAAAUCUGGCCAAUCUCAGCGUCCUCUCUGGUUCCUCGUCCUCUCGGCUGCUAUUUUUAGGCCUGCGGGGUGUCGAGCAGCGGGCAUUGGGGCUCCGGCCAACCCAUCUGCUCUGUAACUUUGCUGAUUCUAGUUGCUACGCAGUUCAGUUUUCUCAGCAUUUCUAAUGUUGCCAAACUUGUGAUGAAUGAAGAGCAGUUGGUGCUCUGAGGAGCGACAUGCCGCUGAAAAUCAAAAGAUCCAUUACAGGAUGUUUAAAAACCUUAGGAAAAAGCGGCGAGGCCUUUUAGUUCCAGGUAUAUUAAAAUGUAACGCAGAGACUGCUCUGACAUGUACAUUAUGGAUGUGUCAAUGUUUCACGCUCUAGUCUGCUUUACAUGUUUAGUCUCAAUGCAGCAGUUAUUUACAUUUAUAUAAGUUCAAGAUGUGUUUGCUUUGACUCAUAGCUUUAUUUUGUGUGUACAUAAAACACAUUUAUUCACUGUUUUGAAUUGUAAUACAGAAUACGACUUUGUUUAACAGGAGAGCCGAAGUGUUUUUGUGAGGCUUAAGCUCUCAUUGUUCUUCAUUUACUUGAGCUGCUUUAAAAAAGGCUUACUGUCCAAAGGUUAAUGAACGCCAUUGCCCAGUGACUCCAUCUCUUCCUGUAAUCGUGUACUGUAUUUUGUACUAAUCUGAUAUUUGCUGGCUUGGGUUCCUUCACUCGGUGCUGUGUAAGAACUGUCUUUGAGCCUCGCUGGGUCAGACUUCGUCUUAUGUGCCUGGGGAUACUCUUCAUCUUUAUUUAAAACUGUUUUCAUAAGGAGGAACAGUGUGGUUUUGCACUUUUUAUAUUUCCACGACACACUUGUGAGUUAUUCCCAGAAUCCAGCUUUGAAUUUGCUUCCUUAAGUAACAUAAUAAAAUGUGUUAAAAUAC
This is a messenger RNA of Trematomus bernacchii (emerald rockcod), 5689 nucleotides long. It is a transcript of the gene elna, whose product is annotated as elastin a. Gene Ontology annotation, molecular function: extracellular matrix structural constituent. The record is from RefSeq and is a predicted model, not a curated record. The coding region runs from base 204 to 4274 and encodes 1356 amino acids. The transcript is spliced from 64 exons. NCBI's taxonomy places the organism in Eukaryota, Metazoa, Chordata, Actinopteri, Perciformes, Nototheniidae.